AUGCAGAUUCUCAUGAGCUUCCUACACGAGUCUGGGUACAUUUUCUAUCAUCGUACCAAUGCUUUAACUAAUGAGCUCGAAGAUUUGUUCUUUGCAUAUCCAGGCUCGUUGGAAUUAUUGCGUGCAUUCCCGCAUGUGUUAUUGAUGGGUGCAACGUACAAGACAAACCGGUUUAGGAUGCCUCUCCUCGAGAUUGUUGGUGUGACUUCCACAAAUAUGACAUAUUGCAUAGCGUUCGUGUACUUGAACUCAGAAAAAGAGGAGAACUACACAUGGGCUUUAAGGUGUUUACAGUCAACAAUGGAAGAGUGCACUGCUCCGAGAGUUAUUGUCACGGACAGGGAAUUGGCGCUUAUGAACUCGUGUGCAGUGGUAUUUCCAAAUGCUACGAAAUUACUUUGUACCUGGCAUAUUUAUAAUAGCAUCGUCAAGAACUGCAAGUCAUUACUAAGAGAAAAGCAAUUGUGGAAUUCUUUCUACUCCAUGUGGAAAACGUUGUUGGAAUCAGAAAAUGAGUCAGUGUAUCUAUGCAACUUGUCAUAUAUGCAGGUAAUUUUACAAAACCAUCCAGCUGCGGUUAAUUACAUCGAAAUUGUAUGGUUGACACCAUAUAAGGAGAUGUUUGUGUCUGCUUGGACCGAUAGCUAUUUGCAUUUCAGGAACCAGACUACUAAUAGAGUGGAGAGUCAGCAUGCCAAGUUGAAACGCUAUUUGGGUUCAACACAGUCGAACUUGAAGUCUUCGGUAUCGUUCAUUCAUGAGCUCAUUCGAAAUCAAAUUUCAUCGAUCAAAGCCAGUAUGGAGAAAAGUAGAAAUAUCAUACAACAUCGAUUUAGAACCCAGCACUUUCGAGAAUUAUGGGGUUUUGUUUCCAUCUACGCAUUGGAUCUAAUUUCGACUGAAUUUGAGCGGUAUGAAGUUGUUGGACAAGAUUCAUAUGUCUGCGGAUGCAAGUAUAGAAAAUGCUACGGUCUACCAUGUGCCCACGAGAUUGCAAUACAUGUGAAUGAUGGUCGACCUAUACCACUUGCUUCCAUUGAUGUAUUUUGGAGGAAACUUGACUUGUCGCCAUGUGUUUCUCUACUCAAUGAUGGCAUUGAUUGUGCCGUCGAGGUACAAAUGUUCACAGAACAAUUUAAGAAGCAGUCCAGACUGGGUAAAUUCAGUCUACUAAGGAAGCUGAGGGAGAUAAUCAAACUGUCUACAACUUCUGUUCAAGAACCAGCUGUUAAGACAAAUACUCAUGGACGCCCACCAAAGAAGGACAGGGUGGUGAAUACCAAGCAAACGACAGUUAUUCAUGAUCAAGAACCAAAUAGACAUAGUUAUUCGUACGACCGCCCCAUCUCAAAGCAAAAGGCAGUUAUUCAAGAUAAAGAACCAAGUAGACACAGUUAUACAUACGAAUGCCCUUUCUCGAACUUGAAGUCAGGCACAUCGAUUCAGGGAAAUUUGUCUGCACAAAUGAGUUCAAGGUCUGAAAGGAUAAACUACUCCGUAGAUGGCUAUGUUCGUCAAUUUCCACCUAUAUUGCAAGAUUACAUCAAACAAGUAGAAGAUGUAAUACCUGAUGGAAAUUGCGGCUUUCGAGCAAUAGUUGUCUGUCUUCGUCUUGGCGAAGAUGCAUGGGCCACCAUCCGGUAUAACUUGAUGGAAGAGUUGAACACAUUCUGGGAUCAAUAUGUUGCAAUAUUUGGCAGUGAAGAGCGAGCAUAUCAUAUUCAAAACUCAUUGAAUUUCUUUGCAACAGAUAGAGGAGCACCGAUUGAGCACUGGAUGACAAUGCCAUACAUGAGUCUCUUAAUUGCUUCGAGAUAUAAUGUCAUACUACAUGUUCUUAGUCAAUUACAGAGCUUGACAUAUUUGCCACUUCGAUCAACUCCUCCGCCGCUAUAUCAACAUGUUGCUAUAGUUAUUGGGCACGUAAAUAAUAAUCAUUACGUUCGGAUUGCGUUGACAGAGGGUUAUCCGAUGCCUCCCAUUAUGUAUCAAUGGAAACACUUCCGGUAUGAUUGUGCAGCUACAUGGGCUACAUCAUAUAUGGAACAACUUGAUGCGUAUAUACAACAUACUCGUUCUAGGUUCCCUCCCGAAACUAUUGUGUUAGAAGAUUAG
Messenger RNA from Tripterygium wilfordii, 2115 nucleotides. RefSeq lists its product as uncharacterized. The coding region runs from base 1 to 2115 and encodes 704 amino acids. NCBI's taxonomy places the organism in Eukaryota, Viridiplantae, Streptophyta, Magnoliopsida, Celastrales, Celastraceae. Gene Ontology annotation, biological process: regulation of DNA-templated transcription. The transcript has a single exon. Gene Ontology annotation, molecular function: zinc ion binding. The record is from RefSeq and is a predicted model, not a curated record.